This is a messenger RNA of Caenorhabditis bovis, 2025 nucleotides long. The record is from the annotation of a GenBank genome assembly. NCBI's taxonomy places the organism in Eukaryota, Metazoa, Nematoda, Chromadorea, Rhabditida, Rhabditidae.
AUGCCGUCAGAAUUUGAAAGCAUCAGAACACGACAAAUUGUGGCCCUACGUUCCAUGAUAAAUCUGAACGAACAGGUUGUAAAUUCUGGAGUGAAAGAGCCGGUAUGGAAAAUUCUGAUACUUGAUAAAGCCGGCCAAGAUAUUAUAUCACCGCUUCUACCUGUCAAGGAUUUGCGAGAUUUGGGUGUUACACUUCACUUAUUGAUCGGAUCUCGUCGCGAGCCUCUUACCGACGUUCCUGCUGUUUAUUUUGUUUCACCUACCGAUGAGAAUAUUGAUUUGAUCAGCGAAGAUUUGAAGAACUCCAUGUACGAUGCUUUCUACUGCAACUUCAUCUCUCCGAUUUCCCGUCCGCGUUUAGAAUCUCUUGCUUCAGCAGCAGUUCACGGCGGUGCGGUGAAUCAAGUUCAGAAAGUGGUUGAUCAAUAUCUCAACUUCAUUUCACUGGAAGACGAUCUUUUUGUACUUCGCCGUUAUAUCGAAACCAGCAAUUUCUCUUAUUUCGCAAUGAAUAAUCCAUCAACUUCUGAUAUGGUUAUGACGCAAAUGCUCGACGCUGUUGCUGAUGGCUUAUUCGCCGUUUGUGCAACAAUGGGAAUUGUGCCAAUCAUUCGGUGCCCCAAAGGAAACGCUGCUGAAAUGAUUGCCAAACGUCUUGAUCAGAAACUUCGCGAGAAUUUGAGAGAUUCGCGAAACAAUAUUUUCUCGAUGGAUGGCGUUCGCGUUGGAUUCAUGCAAGCCACUAGACCAGUGUUGGUCAUCGCGGAUCGUGGAGCGGAUUUGGCAACCAUGCUUCAUCAUACGUGGACAUAUCAAGCUUUGAUGCAUGAUGUUUUGGACCUAGAUCAAAAUCGGGUCACUAUUACAAACUCAGCGAAUGGAAAGAAGAAAGAAUACGAUAUGGGAACUGGAGGAACUGACAAACUCUGGAAUAACCACAAGGGUAGCGCUUUUCCGGCAGUGGCUGAAGCCGUUCAAGAAGAUCUGGAUGCCUAUAGGAAUAGUGAAGAGGAAAUCAAGAGAUUGAAAAAGGCGAUGGGAAUGGAUGGCGGAAAUGAGGAUGCUGAUGAAGCGAUGACAACACUUCUCGCUGAUACGACAGCGAAGUUGGGAUCGACGGUGACAAGUCUUCCGCAACUUUUGGAAGCUAAAAGACUAAUUGAUCUUCACACCAAUGUUGCAACAACUCUUCUCGAAGUUAUAAAAGAACGUAAAUUAGAUGUUCUGUUUGAACUCGAACAAAAGCUUCUUCAGCACUCUCCUCUAGAUCAGCCAGUUACCCAAUUUCUUGGACAAAUUAGUAAUCAAGAGGAUAUCUUGAGGGUUCUCAUAAUCGCGUUCUUGUGUCAGGAGACGGUUAGCAAGACGAGCUACGAAGAGAUGAUUCAGCUUCUCCGUGAAAGGAAUAUAGAGGAAUCGGCCUUGAAAUUUGUUCAAAAACUCAAAUCAAUUUCUCAAUUGGGAUCCAAAGCGGCGAGUUCUGCCCACACAGAGGAACAUCAAGGGGCCGGAACGAAAACCAUAAAUAUGUUCGGCAAAUUGUUGAGCCACAGCUCGAAAUUCGUAAUGGAAGGAGUGAAGAAUUUGGUGCCAAAAGAGCAUAAUCUGCCGUUGACGAAACUUGUCGAUCAGCUCAUUACACCGCCAUCAUCAUCAACUGUCGGAAUCAAUCAGAUGAUUGGAGGAGGAUCGUCUGCUGUUGAUGUCGAUGAUACGAUUGCAUUCUAUGAUCCGAAAUUGAUGCAUCAGCCCACAAAAGAAAGUAUUAAUCGUACAAGACAACAACAACCACAGGAUGUCAUUCUCUUCGUAGUAGGAGGUGGAAAUUACGUAGAAUAUCAGAAUUUGAUUGAUUACGGCAAGCGGAAGAAUGUCAAGCGUAUCACAUAUGGUUGCACUGAGCUUGUGAACCCUACUCAAUUUUGUGAUCAGAUCUUGGUGUGCUAUGAUUCGUGCCUAGAUAUGGCCACUGAAUACUCAUUUAGUUUUGCACCAAGACCGCCGCCAUUUUUUGCAUUUAGCUAA